UUGUCGAAAAUGGCAACGAACGAUAACCAUGGGGAGAACUCGGAGUAUUUCGACGGUUGGAAAGCUUACGACAAAGAUCCUUUUCAUCCUAACCGUAAUCCCAACGGGAUUAUCCAGAUGGGUCUUGCAGAGAACCAGCUUUGCUUUGAUUUGAUCAAAGACUGGAUCAAAGAAAAUCCACAGGCUUCUAUCUGUGCCCCUGAGGGUAUUCAUCAGUUCAGUGACGUUGCGAUUUUCCAAGAUUACCACGGCCUCAAGGAAUUUAGACAGGCGAUUGCAAAGUUCAUGGGAAAAGCAAGAGGAGAAAGGGUGGUGUUCGAUCCGGACAGGGUGGUUAUGAGCGGCGGAGCCACCGGAGCCAACGAGACAAUCAUGUUCUGUCUCGCCAAUCCGGGCGAAGCUUUCCUUACCCCGUCCCCUUACUACGCCGCAUUUGACAGAGAUUUGAGGUGGCGCACGGGCGUGGAGAUAAUCCCGGUCCAUUGUCACAGCUCAAACAAUUUCACACUGACCAUAGAAGGGGUAGAAGAGGCCUACCAAAGAGCCAAAGAGUCCAACAUAAAAGUCAAAGGUCUGAUUUUGACCAACCCGUCUAACCCACUUGGUACGAUGUUGGAUCGGUCCACGCUCGAAAGCCUUGUCCGGUUCGUCACCGGAAAAAACAUCCAUCUUGUCUGCGACGAGAUCUACGCCGCCACCAUAUUUUCCAUCGAAAAGUUUGUCAGCGUCGCCGAGGUGGUCGAGGGAAUGGACAGCUCGGAAGUCAAUCUCGAUCUGAUCCACAUCGUCUACAGUCUCUCCAAAGACAUGGGUUUUCCCGGUUUCCGAGUCGGCAUUGUCUACUCGUUCAACGACUCAGUCGUGGCAUGUGCCAGAAAAAUGUCGAGCUUUGGUCUCGUCUCGUCCCAAACUCAGUUCCUCCUCGCGUCAAUGCUCGACGACGACAAAUUCGUGGAGAAUCUCCUCUCGGAGAAUUUGAAAAGGCUGGGGAAGAGGCAUAGGGUUUUUACCUUAGGGCUCAAGAAAGUGGAGAUUACUUGCUUGCCAAGCAACGCAGGUCUGUUCGUGUGGAUGGACCUAAGGCAUUUGCUCAGAGACAACUCAUUCGAAUCGGAGAUCGUGCUCUGGAGAAUAAUCAUCGACAAGGUGAAGCUGAAUGUAUCUCCGGGCUCUUCCUUCCACUGCACGGAACCAGGUUGGUUUAGGGUUUGUUUUGCCAACAUGGACGACGAGACGUUCCACGUGGCACUCCGUCGGAUCCAAGAUUUCGUGUCCCGAAACAAGGCCAAGGUGGUGGAAAAGUCAACGGAAGUCAACGAUCAGAGCAGCAGUGAUAACGUUAAGAAGCAGAAAUGGCGGGAGAUAAAUCUAAGGCUUAGCUUCUCUUCUCGAGUGUACGAAGAUCGAAUAAUGUCGUCGCCGAGGAUCAUGUCGCCGCAAUCUCCUCUUCUCCGAGCUUGAGAUCUAUAUAUGGCCUCAUCUGAUCUCGGAAUUUAGACGUCCCUGAUUAACCAUUAUAAUUAUUAAGU
Tarenaya hassleriana is the source of this 1529-nucleotide messenger RNA. RefSeq names its product 1-aminocyclopropane-1-carboxylate synthase 2. Gene Ontology annotation, biological process: amino acid metabolic process; biosynthetic process. The record is from RefSeq and is a predicted model, not a curated record. The transcript is spliced from 4 exons. Lineage: Eukaryota; Viridiplantae; Streptophyta; Magnoliopsida; Brassicales; Cleomaceae. Gene Ontology annotation, molecular function: transaminase activity; pyridoxal phosphate binding. Bases 10 to 1461 code for a protein of 483 amino acids.